Messenger RNA from Carassius carassius (crucian carp), 7110 nucleotides. Its product is annotated as methyl-CpG-binding domain protein 5-like. Lineage: Eukaryota; Metazoa; Chordata; Actinopteri; Cypriniformes; Cyprinidae. Gene Ontology annotation, cellular component: nucleus; chromocenter. The record is from RefSeq and is a predicted model, not a curated record. The transcript has 10 exons. Gene Ontology annotation, molecular function: DNA binding; chromatin binding. Bases 749 to 4591 code for a protein of 1280 amino acids.
CCAUCUUUCCAUCUCGAGCGCAGAAGAGCAGCGGAUGUGUUGAUGCUUUUGGCCGUUUUGUUUUGAUUUUUAAACGUCCGGAGUCGCUGCGAAACAAACCCGAGCGGACGCGCCCUCCGUUAUUGUCCUCCCGGAAGCUUGCAGCCGACAGAAAUGCGGCGUGUGGCGGGUGUUAUGAGGUAGAUUGAGCCGCUGCUGCUGCGCUUCGGCCGCGGAGACACAUUUGAGUGUAAAUCCGCUGCAGGAGAGUUUCCGGCCCGCGCGAGCAGGAACCAUGAAUUUGCGAGAGCUGCAGCUAAACGGUCCAUGAUGAGCAGCAUGUCUGAAGAUCGUGAGGUGCGCUGUCUGCUGUAGAGACGCCACGCCUGACCCUGACCCUGACCCUGACCCUGACCCGACCCUGACCCACGGGUCCCACUGCCUGCUGGGAGCUGCAACUGUUUCCAAGUGUUUAGUCAUUUGAGGAGCUUUUAUUUCCAGAUCAGGAGCGCUUUCAGACUCCUUUCUCAUGGCUUUGAUUGCUCAGACACUAGCAGCGGAGAUCCUGUCUGCAUCGAGUGGCAAAGUAAUGAGGCUGUUUCUCUGGGCAGCGCUGUGAGCGUCUCGCUGCGGUCCAGCCGCAGAUCCACCUCGCGUUCAGGAACAUUGUGCUCCGUCUUCCCUCUUCUGAGCGUCAGAAUGAGACUUUGUGUUGGGACAGAGAACAGUGUGUGAUCCCUCACGAGCGGUUUUGCACUGAUCCAGAAAGAUGAAUGGAGGACAAGAGAGGGCGGGUGUAGAGGGCAGAGGUCAGCUGGUCCAGGUGCCCAUCGGCUGGCAGCGCAGGGUGGAGGCCUCGGGGGUGCUGUAUAUCAGUCCGAGUGGAUCAGUGCUGUCCUGCCUUGAGCAGGUGAAGUCGUACCUGCUGACCGAUGGAACCUGUAAAUGUGGUCUGGAGUGUCCACUCAUCCUCCACAAGGUGUUCAGUUUUGACCCUGGUGCGGUGGUGAAGCAGAGGACUGCGGAGGAUGUGAAGGCCGAUGAGGAUGUGACCAAGCUCUGCAUCCACAAGAGGAAGCUGAUCGCGGUGGCCACGCUGCACAAGAGCAUGGAGCUGUCUCCUCCGUCUCUGACGCUCACCAGCCCCGGCGGAGGCACCAGUGUGACCUCCGUGACCCCUGCCGCACAGCCUCGAGCAAUAAGGAAUAAAACCCACGAGGGUCAGCCAGAAUGUAAGAACCCGUUCAAGGCCAUGUUGGCGGCGAGGCAGCGGCGCUUCUCUCCGGAUCCGUGUGGCAUGCAGAAGCAGGAGGUUUUCCCUGUGUAUUCCCGGCAGAGGCUGGCCAGCGGUGACCGUAGCGGGCAUGUGGCCCUGCUGAGCCCUCCCUCGCAAGCCUUCGGGGACGGGUCUCUGUCCCCACGAACUGAUGCUAUCGGCAGUCCUGAAGGGUUCGUGCGCAACACCCCCUGCAGCUUCCAGGGGACCGGCAGUCCUGGGGCCAUGCACAGCAGCAGCCGCAUCCCUCUGUCUUCUCCUGGAGCCAUGACCCACGGCUCUCCCGCCUCCCAGUCGUCCUGUGUCAUGGCUGGAAGGAUUAACAUGCCUCUGUCCCCCCCAGUCUCCAACAAGAGCCCGAUCAUGAAGAAGCCCCUGUGCAACUACCCGGCCAGCAUGGACUCGAGCAGGACUGUGUUUCAUCACAAGGCCCCGUCUGCUCCCGGCCCACCGCUGCCACCUCCCUGUGCCCUGCAGAACAAACAGCUGUGCUCCGAGAAGGACCCUCUUGGCAUCCUGGAUCCAAUCCCCAGUAAACCCAACCCCUCCACUUUCCACCCUAAUGCCCACUCUCAGGUACCAAUGAUGAAUGUAAACAUCCCCCCCGCCAUCGUCCCGCUCCCGAGCAAUCUGCCUCUGCCCACAGUGAAGCCGGGGCCGGUGGGUCACAUGCAGAGGACUCCACACACCGCCUCCAUCUCCCCGUCGCCCGUCACCUCGCCCGUGCACAUGUCUGGGCCGGCCUUGGGCCGCAUGGAGUCAUCUCCGCAGCGCUCCCGUUCCUCCUCCACCUCCUCGGAGCAGGGCAGCUUCGCCGUUCCCCCCUGCAGCAGUAUGAAGGUCCCGCCGCGCUCGCCCAGGUCCUCCAUGAGCUCGCCCCGACCCACUUUACCUUCAAGCCCAUCUGGCAAGCCGGACAGUCUUCACCAGUACAAGGAAAUACCCAGCCAGCUGCUGGCCGGGAUGAGCGGUCAGCACAACCCCAUGUAUCCACCCGCCCCGCAGAAAGAUCACCCGGGCCUUUUGGGAAUGCCACUGAACCAGAUCCUUAACCAACACAAUGCUGCCUCUUUCCCUGCCAGCAGUCUCCUCUCUGCGGCCGCCAAAGCACAGCUAGCAAAUCAAAACAAGCUCGGGGGAGGCGGCGGUGUUUGUGUGGGAGGUGUGGCGAGUGCGGCGGCGUCUGAUGCUAGCAGGGCUGUCGAAGGCCACAGUACUCUAAAUACCAUGUUACCACCCAACCCUUCCAUGAUCAUGCCCAGCGGCGAGGGCCAGAGCGGACGGGCGGCGCUUCGAGACAAGCUCAUGGCGCAGCAGCGUGACCCUCUCCGCAAGCGCAAACUUCCUCCAAACGCUGCCAACCACGAGAACAGCUUCUUCAACAUGUCCAGCAUGAGGACGCCCUGUCCUUCUGCUGAGCAUAUGAGAAAAACCUCGCGACUGUCCUCCAACACGUCAAUGGCCCAGUUACUCCAGUCUCUGAGCAACCACAGCUCCCACAUGAGCCUUGGCAGAAACCCAGGCGUGUCCGGCGCGGUGCCUCAGAGCGCACAGGUCCAGCAGCGGCUGCACGGUCAGACGGAGGUCAUGCUCGUCCCCGGAGCCGAGUCAGCGGCACACGCAGCCCAGGGCCAGUAUCCAGGCAUGAUGAACCAGAUGCAGGCCACAGCGAUGGGAAACUGUGGACCCGUGAACCAAAGUGGACCGGUACCUGUCAGAAACCAUGUGCUGGGACACACGAGCGGUCACUUUCAGCAGCGAGUCCAGCCGAACGUCAGCUGUAUGCUGCCCAGUGGCACUGAUGCUGGCUGCUCACAGCCCCUGACCGAUGGAGGCGAGGCGGCGUCUCUGAGCUGCAGCAUGGCUAACACUCCUCAGAUGGGCAGCAUGAUGCCGGCCACGGGGCACAUGUACCACCAUCAGCAGCAGCUGCACCCGGCACUGCAGGGGGUCUCCGCUUAUCCGGGUCAGGGGCAUUCCUUCGCAACGGCUCCUUUUACAGACAGUAAUGUUCCCAACUCCAACAGCUUGCCUUGCCUAUACCAGGAUUAUCAGGGCUGCAUGCCUGACGGUGGCCAGCCUGCUAUGAGUUCUCAUUCUGGAGACGCAGGCCUGUACCGAGAGGCUCCACAGAAGCUGCAGGGUCAGGGGAACAUUUCUAUGGCGGGAGCGUCUGGAGGCCAGAGUUCAGUGGAGUCUGUCGAUGCAAUCUACAGAGCGGUGGUGGACGCUGCCGGUAAAGGCAUGCAUGUGACCAUCACCACCGGCGUGAGCGGCAGUACGCAGGCGAGCCCCGUCCCCGCGCUCAGUGCCAUGAGUGCCUUCACCGCCUCGAUCUGCCAGCCGCUCAGCCUACCUCACGCCGUUAAUGCGGUCAUACACGCGCCGCGUGGCUCGGAGGGGACGGAGCUGCCGUCGCAGCCUCAGCGUGGCCGCAUGCAGCUUCCCAACCACACGCGCAGAAGCUCAGAGCAUGGCAAGAACACGCCUGAUGGUGCAGACACACACGAGUAUUUCCGCUCACCUAGCGCCGCCACACCCCGUCCACAGUGGGACGAGCCCAACCACGCUCACUGGAGAGGUGAGGAGUUUCUGGAGUGCUCCACCCAGGUGCACAGCAGUCCAUGCAGCAGCAGAAGAGAGAGAAAGACCGGAGUCAUGGAGUGUCUGCAGGAGACCCGCGAGCCCUCCGACGCUCGGACAGAUGACAGUGCUAGCCUGCGGUUUAACCACCGUGUGAGAGAUCGACUGGAGCCGAUGGAGCGCUGUGUUCAGCUCAAUGGAGCGCUGCCUCGCGGAGGAUACGUGGAGCCACUGACCGGAGACGACCAGUCACCCGGCUCCUCCACCAGCUUGGAAGGGCCACUGCUCAAAGACUACACUCACUUCAACGGGCACUUUAACGGACACUGUGUGCCCAGCCCCUCGGACACCAAGAGUCUCAGCAGCGAGGAGGAGCUGCGGCACCCCGACUCUCCUUCGGCCGAGCUGCUGCACUACAGGCCCAGGGCCUUCAAUAUGGGCGAGCUGGUCUGGCCGAUCAAAGGCUUCCCGCCCUGGCCGAACAAACUGAUGGGAGAAGAGCAUGGGCACAAUGCCAACAUGCAGCUGUCAGAACAGGCCAAGGUGGAACCAGAGAAGCUGAAAACACUAACACAAGACCUUCAGGUGCUGGACAGAACCAGCAAAAAAAACAGGAAGGCGGGAAAACUGAAUCAUCAUCUAGAAGCUGCGAUUCAUGAGGCCAUGAGUGAGUUGGACAAGAUGUCUGGAACUGUUCACCAGGAUCAUCAAGUCAAACUGCCCAAACCCAAGAGGAGGAAGAUCUCCAGAUAACAGCAGCAUCAGGCGUCAAUGUCUCUCUCUCUUUGAUCGUGGUGCUACACUCUAGCAGACGGCUCAUCGUGGCUCCGCCCUCAUUCAGUGACUGACAGGUGCUGGAUCAGCCAAUUAGUAAAGGCAGCAAAAACAACUUGCUGAAGAACUAUUUUUUUCUAGCGUACAAGGAAAAAUAUAAAAAUGCAAAAAAAAAAAAAAUUAAAAAUAAUUACUGCAUUUAAGAACACAGACAGUCCAAAUAUUUCUGAUAUGUUUUCAAUGUGUAUAUAUACAAUACAGAAAUUUCAUGGUAAAAACAUGGGAAGAAGUGUAAAUACUGUAGGAUAAUGACAUGUACAAGCCAACUCAAUGCACACUUUAUCUUCAGCUGUACAAAACACAAAACAGAAAUGUCUCAUCGGUCCAUAAGGCCCAGUGACAUUACAAUGAAUAAGAGUCAAUCUGAGACUUUUCUAAGCUUCAGUUUGAGUUGUAUUUUGAGUGUGUGUGUGUGUGUGUGUGUGUCUGUCUGUCUGUCUCUCGGAGUGGACUUCACCAGCUAAAUGAGGUAGAUGGGUGUGACUCGAGCUCGUGGGCUUCUAUAUAUAUAUAUAUAUAUAUAGAGAGAGAGAGAGAGAGUUUAGGUCUUCCAGCACUAAACACUAAUACAUGAAUAUGUUUAUAAUUGUCCCGUGUCAUUUUGCUGUAUUUGUUGUAUUUUUUGUCGACUUUAUAUGGUUGUGUUGGUCUUUUCUUUGUGGAUUUGUUGUAUUUGAGUUAGACAGCACUGGUUAGUGAGGCUGCAUUGGAGUCGUUCAUACUGUAAUGGCCAACAAAAAGGAAAACUAGGGGCCUUAUAAUGGAUGUUAUAAAUGAUGUAUGGACUCCCUGUUUAUUUGACAUGUUCAGUAAACUUGGCAAUAAUAAAGCCCUGCGCAGAUACUGACUAAAGCCUUAUACUUAUGUUCUCACACACACACACACACACACACACACAUUUCAGUAUUAUUCAGUUAACACAGUGUUCCUUUGCCUUCAUAAUACAGUCAGAAUUUUAUCUGUUAAAGUUUCAUUCAUCAAGAAAUCGAACAGUACUUUUGGAAAAUCUGAAUUUCCUUGUCCACAUAAUGAUGACAGCCUCCAGUCUUAUCAGUAAUGUACUAAAGUUAGAUUGACUCUACAUGAAGACGGUCAGGAUCACUUUAUCUCAGUAAUGUGGCAUGGGGAAAAUGCUGUCAGUCUUUGGUGCUGCAUCAUCCUCACGUCAGGGGUCAGAAUCAGUCCGAGAACAGGAACACAAAAACUGAGACGUCACUGAGUGUAUCUCAACGUGGCCCAAUCUUGGUGUAGUAAUGUGGUGGUGUGUUUGAUUCUGCAUUAUGGAAAGACACAGAUGAACUGUAGGUUUGUUGAAUCUCAUACAGACUCGGGGAAAGUCCUGCUACCAUUAAGACUCAUGUUCUAAAAGGAGUUGAUGGGAAACACCACUUUGGUGAAAGGAGUUUGUUUUUGUCUUGGUAUCUGUUCUACUUUCGUGAAUAUACCAUCAGAAGGGUUAGAAAAUGGCUUUAUCACCGAGUGGGUUAGGGGUCAUAGACUGGGAGUUGGAACAGGUCAGAGGUCAGGAUUGGGCUCAGAAUCACUGGAGUAAACAGUGUCUCAUGGAUAUCUGCCAGUAACACUAACUAAAUAUGAAGAGCUGAUUGAAUUAUUUUUGUCUGUAAACUCUAGAAGUAUGUGUUGGAUUUGCAGCACAUUGCUGUGUGAAACACACACUCAUCAGUUUUCAUCUGUUUGAAACUCUAAAACAGGGCAGAUUAAAUACCAGAUAUUGGCAGUUUUUUCUCCUUGUUGAUCUUUACAGAAAUCUCACUACAAAAUUAAGUGCAAUAUUUCCAUUCAGUGGAACUGCGAACUAUAUCGGCACAAAUAUCAUUGUAAUGGUGUUUCAGAGGAGAAAUGGUUCAAGCCUGAACAGACUCGAUGGCUCGUGUGUCUCUGCUGGUGAAGUCGGCUCUGUCGUCAGUGCAGUGUUCAAACUCUUACUGUUCAAGGUCAAAAACAUUUUGUGUUCAUGUGGUCAGUUUUGCCCAAAACAUUUUCCAUUUAAAUUCUUGAGUCUUUUUCUUUCAUUUCCUCUCUCUCUCUUUGUGUGUGUGUGUGUGUGUGGACAUUUUUAUUUUAUUCUCUUUGCUUGCUAUUUUUUGAUUGGUAUCUGACUGGUAUUACAAACCAUUCUGAUGUCAAUAUUUUUUUUCAAUACAUAUCUGAGUAUAUAUUUUCUCACCAGUAUGUACUUUACAGCAGUUGACUUUGUAAAGUAUGUUGUGCACUUGAUUAUGUUUGUUUCUGAUAGCUUUGAUGUGGCUGUUAGGCUUAGUUUGUUAAAGUCCAUAAUUUCUUAUUGUUUAAUUAGAUUUUUUUUAAAGAUGUCCUAAACAGCAGUUUUGUAAAUAUUGUGAACAUUACAGGUCAUGCUGUGAUGUGACAUUGGAAUGAUGUUGCACCAAUGUUUCAAUUAAAACCUGGUCACUAAA